Messenger RNA from Cyprinodon tularosa, 2963 nucleotides. RefSeq names its product neurexophilin and PC-esterase domain family, member 3 (gene nxpe3). The transcript is spliced from 6 exons. The record is from RefSeq and is a predicted model, not a curated record. Lineage: Eukaryota; Metazoa; Chordata; Actinopteri; Cyprinodontiformes; Cyprinodontidae. Bases 244 to 1971 code for a protein of 575 amino acids.
CAGCCAUUUUCAGCACGGUUUUCUCUCAUCACAUCAUCUGAGGCCCCAUUGGAGGAAUCUUGAGGGGGGGGACGCUGCCUCCAAUCCUCGGAAAGCUUUUCCUCCAGUCUCCUUGGCUCAGCUUUGUCAUUUUCUCACGGUCCGACACCAUGAAAUCAUAGCUCAGGAUUAAAUCUUGCCAUUGCUGUGGUGAAAUACAGGAGAAAAACAGGGCCUGAUCAUGAGAGACAAAAGGAAGACGCCAUGUGCCGAAAUCUGUCGAAAUAUGCUCUGCUUUUCCUCUUACUUUCACUGUCGGGGGUCAUCUUCCUGUUGUGCAACAUCCACAAUAUCGAGAGUUGGAACUGCCACACGGUUUCAGCCCUUUACCAGCUGCAGACAAGGCUCCACUCAUCUCUCCUCACAUUGAACCUCCCUUCGUACAAUCACAACCUCACCUUCUGUGCCCACCUGGGCCAGAAACCCUCCCCUGAGGAUGAACUGGAGGAGCAUUACCUGCUGGACUCGAUCCAGUGGCCCGGCCCUCCAUCGCACAUCGCUCCACCCGCCCUGCGCCAGACUAGCAACCCUCUUCAGAGCUCCUUCACCAUCCUACCCAAGAAGGAAAGGAAAGAGUGGCGCGUUGGGGACCAGCUGGAGGCUCUGGUCCAAAUCCACGACUUUCAGGGUCGUCCAAAGCGAUACGGUGGGGAUUUUCUACUAGCCAGGCUGCAUUCUCCGGAGCUGGGGGCGGGUGUAGCUGGCACGGUGGUGGACCACAGGAAUGGGAUUUAUUCUGCCUUGUUCCCACUGCUCUGGGCUGGGCCCGCGCGGAUUGAAAUAACACUGGUGCACCCCAGCGAGGCGGUGGCCGUCCUGAAACAAUUGAGGGAACAUCAGCCCCGCCGAGUUUUCUUCAAGAGCCUUUUCCGCCUUGGCUUCUUGUCGGAAACCACAAUUUGCAACAUGUGCUUACCCUCUGACCAGCAUCCUCUGUGCAACUAUACAGACCUGUACACGGGCGAGCCCUGGUACUGCUACAAGCCCAAGAUGCUCAGCUGUGACACCAGGAUCAACCACGCUAAAGGAGGGUAUCUGAAAAACCUUCUGACCAACAAGGAGGCCGUGCUCCUUCAGAGCGGUGUAAACAUCAAAGUUCGCAUUCCAGCCUCUGGAAAAGAUAGAAUCACCAUUCUGCCUCCUGAAGAUAACGUUGAAGGGAAAGGCAGCUCAGUAAAAACAGAUACCGUCCAGCUCGCGCCUUCCGGGUAUUACUUCAAAGACUUGUGGAGGCCUUUGGGGGGGGCCACGAUGCGUCACUUUAACGAUUCGGCUGCAAUCAGACAAUGUUUGAGGAACAAGGUGGUCAACAUGUACGGAGACUCCACCGUUCGACAGUGGUUUGAGUACCUUAUUGCCUCUGCACCAGAAAUCAAGGAGAUAAACCUGAACAGUCCUAAAAAUGUGGGGCCCUUUAUGGCGGUGGAUACAACUCAUAAUAUCCUGUUAAAUUACCGCUGCCAUGGCCCGCCUAUCCGCUUCUCCACGGUCCUGUCCAGCGAGUUGCGUUAUGUUUCCAACGAGCUGGACGGCCUCUCUGGGGGCCCCAACACCAUGGUGGUGCUCAGCAUCUGGGCCCACUUCAGCACCUUCCCUGUGGAGGUGUACAUCAGGCGGCUGCGGCACAUUCGCCGAGCGGUGUUGAAAUUGCAGGGCCGAGCGCCGGGGACGCUGGUGGUGAUCCGAUCGGCCAACCUCCAAGCUAUGGAUGAGGAAGUGAGCCUCUACAACAGCGACUGGUUCUCCCUGCAGCUGGACGCGGUGCUGAAGGCCAUGUUCAGGGGGCUGGACGUUCUGAUGGUGGACGCCUGGGAAAUGACUUUGGCUCACCACCUCCCACACGCCCUCCAUCCUGCUCAGCCCAUCGUUCAGAACAUGAUAGACAUGGUUCUGUCUUAUGUCUGCCCUGAGGAAAAGAGGAGCCAAACAUAGCUGCUGAGACUUUUAAUGAAUGGAUCAAUUGUCAAAGGGAACAGGAAACCAUGUGAACAGAGAUUAUUCUGUUCUGCCUCCCGAAGCUGCUAACCUUACUAAGAAAUCUACCAAAUGUUAGUGGAUGUUUUUAUAUUUUCCUUACUGCAUUCGUUUUGCUUCAGAAAUGCCAAAGACUAUGGCGUCCAUUCCUCAUCUGUCGUUGAUGCCAAAGCGAUCUUCCGUUUACAGGUCAUUAAUGCCUCUUUAUUUAUGCCUCUGUAUCCAUGAUGACCUGAGUCAGAGCAGUCAAUACUAUUUAUCUCUAUAUUAAAUUGCCUUUACUGUCAUUGUCAAGCACAACGAAAAAGGUUCCAGAACAGCCAUCCAAGAUGCAUUUGGUCUUCAUCUUUGAUGAUAAAGGUUUCAGGGUACAUGUUUCUUACAUAUUGUUGGUACGUUUGAGAAUAAAUCCAUGAGCACAGCCCAGAGCCCCCUCCCAGCCAUAAUUCCUGAGAUCUAGUGUCCAUCAGGUCCACCUUAGCGGCUCCUGGAAACCAGAUGUAGAAGAAAGGAUGGUGGGGGGGCAUGGCAAAUCUGUUUACAUAACAUCCAGAGGAAGGUGAGACGGUCAACCUUUUAGAUUCAAUCAGACACGUUUGUUUUUGUUCACUGUUAAUUUACUCUCUGCCUUAGAGUCUUUGUUAGAAACUCUCAAGGCUGAAGUUCCAGUCAUCAUCAUGAGUUUUGCUGGAGCUUGAACAAGACAUCCAGAGGGAUUAAUAAAGUCGAAGUCUAUCUGAAUUUCUUUAUCGCAAUUCCUUUGUACAAAAUGUAAGCUGAAAUAAAAGAUGAAUUAGUAAUCUGACGGAAUUACAAAGCAAAGAUUAGUAAAAUCAUAAAAUGGUACGAAAAUGUCCCUGUGUAUGAAAUCUUUAAAUGAUCUGACUGUCUUACAUAAGGAUGUGGUGGAAAAAAGCUAAUGGUGCUAUAAAAACUUUUUUUCUCAUAGA